AUGCUGGGAGGCCUGGGGAAGCUGGCUGCUGAGGGCCUGGCCCACCGUACCGAGAAGGCCACUGAGGGAGCCAGUGAGGACCUGGGGCUCCUUUCUACCUGGGCUGGGGGGAUCUGGGGCAGACUGGUUCAUGCCGUGGAGGAAGUAGUGAAGGAGGUGGUGGGACAUGCCAAGGAGACUGGAGAGAAAGCCAUUGCCGAAGCCGUAAAGAAAGCCCAAGAGUCAGCGGACAAAAAGAUGAAGGAAGUUACUGAGACAGUGACCAACACAGUCACAAAUGCCAUGACCCAUGCAGCAGAGAGUCUGAACAAACUUGGACAGUGAGUGCACCUGCUACCACGGCCCACCCUUCCUGAGUCCCAAUA
Messenger RNA from Rhinopithecus roxellana (golden snub-nosed monkey), 365 nucleotides. Its product is annotated as protein FAM25A. The record is from RefSeq and is a predicted model, not a curated record. The transcript has 3 exons. Bases 1 to 324 code for a protein of 107 amino acids. NCBI's taxonomy places the organism in Eukaryota, Metazoa, Chordata, Mammalia, Primates, Cercopithecidae.